This is a messenger RNA of Amaranthus tricolor (Joseph's coat), 2256 nucleotides long. RefSeq names its product transcription factor E2FB-like. Bases 399 to 1709 code for a protein of 436 amino acids. Gene Ontology annotation, biological process: regulation of transcription by RNA polymerase II. Lineage: Eukaryota; Viridiplantae; Streptophyta; Magnoliopsida; Caryophyllales; Amaranthaceae. Gene Ontology annotation, cellular component: RNA polymerase II transcription regulator complex. Gene Ontology annotation, molecular function: RNA polymerase II cis-regulatory region sequence-specific DNA binding; DNA-binding transcription factor activity, RNA polymerase II-specific; protein dimerization activity. The transcript is spliced from 12 exons. The record is from RefSeq and is a predicted model, not a curated record.
AAGGUUAGUAAAUUGACUGUUUCUACUAGUAGUUCCCUCCAACAAUCAACAUAAUCUUUAUUUCUCAACCAAAUUCCUAAACUCCCUCGUAUUUUCCUUUUAUACUUUUAUCUCUCUUCUUGUUGUUCUUCCUCUUUGUUCUCCAAUUUCAUACAACUACCCUACACUGCCUCUUUCAUCAAUCUUCAAUUUCCUCCAGAUCUCCGAUCUUCUAUUAUCUUUCGUUUUAGUAGAUUUCUCUUUCUCUAAUUUUAAUUCCCAUUGAUUAUUUCAUAAACCCUUCCUCCCUAUUCCCUUUUUCCUAUUUAACUAUUUACUAUAAACCGUUACUCUUCUUAGCUUGGAUCGCUUUAAAGUUCAAAUCUUAGGUAGGGAGGCAGGGAGAGAGACAAAGAGAGAUGUCAACUCCUAAAUCUACCACUCCUCAAUCGCAGCAGCAACAGAAGCAGCAUCAGCUUCCAUUAACACCGAUGAAGCCGCCGUUUGUUCAGGCUCCGCCUGCCGAUUAUCAUCACUUAUCCCACUAUAAUUGUAUUCUACCUCUUCAUCCUCAUCCCGAAGUUAUUCUCGUUAAAACCCCUCCAAUGAAGUGGAAGAGUGAUAUAUCCGAAUUUGAUACCGAGUCUAGUGAUUUGACAACCAGUCCAGUGAAUACUGGAGUAGUAGACAGGCCUCUCCAGACCCCUGUAUCUGGUAAGGGUGGCAAGGGAAGAGGAUCAAGGGUUACCAAGGUCAACAGAGCGGGGCCUCAGACUCCCAUGUCAAAUAUUGGUUCUGCAGGUGACAAUAUCACUCCAGUUGGUUCUUGUCGCUAUGAUAGCUCCCUUGGACUUUUGACAAAGAAGUUUAUUAAAUUGAUCAGACAUGCAGAAGACGGUAUUCUUGAUUUAAACAAAGCUGCUAAUUUUUUGGAGGUCAUUUUUUCCGUAACAUUUGUUUUGUUUUGGCUCUUCCUAUUCUCUUCCAUAAGUGAUUACCAUAAUUUUUUUCGUGUGCUUCAGGUGCAAAAGAGGCGUAUUUAUGAUAUUACCAAUGUUCUAGAGGGCAUUGGUCUUGUAGAAAAGAAGUUGAAGAAUAGGAUACAAUGGAAGGGACUUGAUGUCUCAAGGCCAGGUGAUGUUGAUGAUAGUGCCAUUACUCUACAGGGAGAUAUUGAAAACCUUUCAUUGGAAGAACGCAGAUUGGAUGAACAAAUAAGAGAAAUGCAAGAAAGAUUGAGGGAAAUGAGUGAAGAUGAAAACUAUCAGAAGUGGCUCUUUAUUACCGAAGAAGACAUAAAGGGCUCACCUUGUUUUCAGAACGAAACCUUGAUAGCCAUCAAAGCUCCACAUGGAACAACUUUAGAGGUUCCAGAUCCAGAUGAGGCUCUUGAUUAUCCUCAAAGACGAUACAAAAUAGUUCUGAGGAGCACAAUGGGACCCAUUGAUGUUUAUCUAGUAAGUCAAUUUGAAGAGAAGUUUGAAGAAAUCAGUGAUGCUGAGCCUGCCCCAAGUAUACCAAGUACCUCAGGUAAUAACGAUCACGCUGCCGCUGAGGAGGAAAUAUGUCCAGAUGCCAAUUCUCAGCAGGAUUUCGUGAGUGGCAUCAUGAAGAUAGUGCCAGAAGUUGAUAGUGAUGCGGAUUACUGGUUGCUUUCAGAAGGUGAUUUUAGCAUUACUGACAUGUGGAGAACGGAAUGUAUCCUUUUUAACUUUCUUUACUUAUGUUAAUUUAUAAACCAGUUCAAAAAUCAUUUGGAAACAAGGCAUGUGAUUCCCUAACUUUACGGAAGCUGGGGUUGAAUGGAAUAAUUGAUUACAGACUAUCCAUGAAGAUUAUGAUGUGGCCAAUAUAGGCAGCAUACAGCCGCAAAGCCCACCACCAGCUGCAACAGAUGUGCCUCCAGCUAACACGCCUGGUAUAGUUGAUUGAAUUAGGAGCUGUAAGAGACUUGCCAAUGUCAAUGCUAAUGCCAAUGCUGUCCAUCUUGAUCACUGUUACCAGGACUGAACUGAGCUUCCGAGCUUUUCUAUUCAAACCUAGAAACUGUGAAUGCACCUAGAAACUGUGAAUGCACUUACUUUUAGGAUGUUGCAACAUGAUCUGUAUCACAGAUCAGUGCAUAAAGUACGUUAAUAAGAAGAGAUUGUUCAUGAUGAAUUGUACAGCGGCAACAACAAUGCCAAGCCGCAAUCCCAGAAUAAGGUUCAUGGGUUCUACAUGGGUUUUAGAACCCAUGACUUUGAGUUGUACAGCCAGCCUGUAAGAAAAUCGCAA